AUUCUUUAGAAAAUCUAGAAAUUAUCUCUGUCAAUUUAUUAUAUUAUUGUAAAAAAAAAGAUAGUUCUGAUUAUAAGGUUGAAUCUGUUCAUAAUUGUUAUAGUGCAUUGAAUAUAUAUCUUAAAAAAUAUAGCAUUCUCCAACCAAUAAAAAUCUGGGAUCAUUACAAAUUUCCUCAUGCUUUUCAUAUGUUAAAUGGAAAAAUGAAAAUCUUACAAAGCAAAGUUUUAGAUGAUCCUGAAAAGUCUGAUAGAUUGUCUGCUAAAGAAAUUAAAUAA
This is a messenger RNA of Funneliformis mosseae, 278 nucleotides long. NCBI's taxonomy places the organism in Eukaryota, Fungi, Glomeromycota, Glomeromycetes, Glomerales, Glomeraceae. The record is from the annotation of a GenBank genome assembly.